CACAGCAGCUUGGACCUUCUGAAUAAUAAGUCAAGUAAAGAGAACUUGCACUCCCUCUCUAUUCUCUUUGCUAUCACAUCCUUACAACUCACACCGUGCAAAUCUGCUUACUCGAACGUGAUGCUCGACUCUUCCCCAGUGGCAUUGCCUCCAGUGCCUCGCCCACUGAAGCGGUCGUCGUCGACGGCGUCGCUCCCUACGCCUCCCCGUACCCACCACAAAAGGCGUACAGCGCGCUCCAAGGCAUUUUCUGGGGAAAGUGAUGGAGGUGAUACUGCUGAUAGUGGCGAUCAAGUCGUACGGUUGAACAAGAAGCGGCGCAUCAGCGACAUCCAGGAGGAAGAGGAGGAAGACUUCGACGACGAAGACAUCUUUUGGGCUGGUGGGAAGAGCACAAAGGCAGCAGGAAGCUCGUCCGAGACCAAGAGCGCUUCAGUAAUACGACGAUCAGAGUCGCCUGUUGGUUCUCCUCUACCGUUGCUCUUCCGCAAAAGAGAACGAGCACAGUCGACCUCUUCCCUUGUCUCACCGCCGCCUUCAUUCCGAAAGGCCAAGACUGCACCUGCAAAGGGCCCCCUUUUUCUGUCGGCGAGUCCAAGCAACACGUCACCACCACGGACCCCAAAAAACAAAGCUCAGUGCCCCAUCCGAGAUCCUUCCAACAACCCUUUCCUGGAUUCACCUGGUGGCCUCGACGAUGCUAGUGACAACGACGAUGAUACUACGUCGUUGUCCGAGCGGCCUUAUGAAGAAAAGCCUACCGUUACAUUCGUUUAUCGCGGCGUUCGAAAGACGUUUCCAAACCCCUACUAUGAUCCCGUCAAGAAAGGCCCCGUGUCUCCCACUCCCAAUUCUCUGCUUCCACCGGAGCACAUCGACUUCUCCCCCGACCUAAGGUGCCCUCCCAAAGUCCUGUUCCCUAAAAAGAAACACCGGAAAAGUACCAAAGUCGGCACAAGCAAGGCAUCCGCUGUGCUUUCUGACGUGUUUGCAGAUGAUAGCGAGAGCGAGGUCUCGCUUGAGGUCCAACCCACCAAGCUGUUUGCUGAUGAGUUGAAGGCCACAGAACGAUCCAAGCGGUAGAUGUUGGCCCAUGAAUCAAAUGCUCUUUGGCAUUGAGUUGUAGCAUCGUUCACGCUGCUGAUUCCUUUCUCUAUCUACCCCUCACUGACUGUUUUCUUCCAAUCUUCUCUGCAUCGCUUUGUCACGUCUUUUUGUGAGUGUCCCACUCGUUAUUUUUGUUCUCUCAUCGCUGUUUUUUCCUCGAGUCAUCUUUCUUGUACAUGUUCAAGUAUUGUUUUGCGACACCCUUUUUAUGAAUAUCUGCGACACCUAUUUCUCUACAUCCUAUCCGCGUCCAAUGCCAUUUUCAAUAAUCCAUUUCACAUUCUCUAGAUAGUUUGUUGUUGACAAUGACAUUCUUAAAAUUUGGCACGAGAUGUUUCAACCAUAACAUAACAUACAAUAGUCGAUAACGGCGAGCUGGAUGCAAUCCGUCAAAGGCGACGU
Guyanagaster necrorhizus is the source of this 1509-nucleotide messenger RNA. RefSeq lists its product as uncharacterized. The record is from RefSeq and is a predicted model, not a curated record. Lineage: Eukaryota; Fungi; Basidiomycota; Agaricomycetes; Agaricales; Physalacriaceae. The transcript has 2 exons. Bases 121 to 1083 code for a protein of 320 amino acids.